AUGGUAUUUGGCGCAAUGCAAGCUGGUAAUGUCUUUGCCUUCGUGCCUGAUGUCUCGUCGGCCAAAGUCGGCUCUAGCGGUUGCGGUAAAAGUACAGUACUUUGUAUGCGGGAACUAUCCACUUCAAUAUCUUGCUCGGUGCCUCCAAACCGGAAUCUGAGCAAUCGCUUCCAGAUGGAUUUAAUACUGAAGUCACUGGCAAGGGAUCCCAGCUUUGGGGGUCAAAGACGUGGGCAUCACUCAUUGGUCAAAACGGAACACUUGCAUUACAGUCCUUCGUCGUGCUUGUUCAGUAAGCGAACAGUGGUGCCCAUGAAUUUACACCUCGCGAAUUAUGUCAGGACCUGGGGACUUAAAUGUAUGAUGGCUGGAGAAUUGUCUUCUCCUGUCUCUCGAAGACAUCUACUCCAGUGUUUGGAAACUACGGCAGAUAGGUUGCUAAUGCCUAGAGCUCUGGUGCGCCAAAUGGUCAGCUUCAUCGAGGAAGAAAAUGCGGACCUCCGAGUCCAUGGGCUCCCUGGGAAGAAAAGACUCGUAUGUCUGACCGAGCGUGUCGAAGAUUUGGUAGCCAAAUUUAACAGGCACAUUGGGCUUGGCACUGUCAACAAAUCAGAUGUGGACAAGAUGGAUUCAGAUGACCCAGAGCGGUAUUGCUCCUUCAAGAAACUCAUGGUAUGGUGUCCCUCGGCUUAUAAUCUGCUACGGUUGUCAGCCGAGCACGAAAUUCUUGCUUUUGCCUACAACAAGCUGAAUGAAGGCUCUGAUGGGGCCAGAGGGGACGACUUGGCUAGUCUUAAGUGUGCUGUUGCCGAUUGGCUAAUGGAACGCACUCCCACACCAAAUCCCACCAUUCACAGACAAGAUAAGUCUGGUCAGGGUUUUUACAACAACGUGACGGGCAGACUGCUGUGCCCAGUUGAUUACGACUGGAGCAAUCACAUGAUGGAUGUUAUGACCCCCAGAAUCCUACCAAUGGCAUUUAAACACGUGUUCACCUCUCCAACUUCCACAUAUGAGGAACAGCCUGCUGACUUGGCGGCUCGUUCUGUAUGGAACAAGAACAGCAGCGAGCAUCGCACUUGGUGCGAUGUUUCAACACUCCUCAAUAUGUGGUCUAUUCAACCUCACACCAUAGCCUAUGUGUCUGUUCAGUUCUAUGACAAUAUAGUGGACUAUCUCGAGCUCCCUCCAUCACCAGAAGCUGCGAAAGAUGUUGACGACCUUUUACUGUGGUGGAAUCAAAAGGUUUUUGGUAGAAAAUUUGUUUCCGAUUAUUGCCCGCAGCAUGCAAACAAAAUGUCUGUCGCCAUGACUUUGGCCAGGCGCUAG
Molecule: messenger RNA, 1329 nt
Organism: Suillus bovinus
Lineage: Eukaryota; Fungi; Basidiomycota; Agaricomycetes; Boletales; Suillaceae
Exons: 13
Coding region: 1-1329 (442 amino acids)
Source: RefSeq, a predicted model, not a curated record